Messenger RNA from Aspergillus saccharolyticus JOP 1030-1, 1653 nucleotides. Its product is annotated as M18 family aminopeptidase. The transcript has 6 exons. Gene Ontology annotation, molecular function: zinc ion binding; metalloaminopeptidase activity. Bases 116 to 1603 code for a protein of 495 amino acids. The record is from RefSeq and is a predicted model, not a curated record. Gene Ontology annotation, cellular component: fungal-type vacuole. Gene Ontology annotation, biological process: proteolysis. NCBI's taxonomy places the organism in Eukaryota, Fungi, Ascomycota, Eurotiomycetes, Eurotiales, Aspergillaceae.
UGUUAACAGAACUUACCGCCUUGGCAUGAUCUCAUGUGCACUGGAGACAUUAACUGUUAUUCUCUCCUCCGCACCACCCCACGGUUGUCUCUGCCAGAUCCCAAGGUCCCCCAAGAUGACUUCCAAGCUUGCUCAGAAUCUGAAACAGCCGGCCCUGGACUUUUUGUCCUAUGUCAAUGCUUCUCCCACCCCUUUCCAUGCAGUCCAAUCUUCCAAGGACCUCCUGGUGAAGGCGGGCUUCCAAGAGAUCAAGGAAAAGGAUUCCUGGGCGUCCACCUGCCGUCCUGGCGGAAAAUACUAUGUCACUCGCAACCAGUCUACCAUUGUGGCCUUCGCCAUUGGUAAGAAGUGGCAGCCUGGUAACCCUAUCUCCAUGAUUGGGGCGCACACCGAUUCCCCCGUGCUACGGGUUAAGCCUGUUAGCAACAAGCGCGGAGAGGGCUAUAUCCAAGUGGGUGUCGAAACCUACGGAGGAGGCAUCUGGCACACAUGGUUUGACCGCGAUUUGGGAGUUGCGGGUCGGGCUAUGGUGCGCAACGGCGACGGCUCUAUCGUGCAAAAGCUGAUCAAGAUUGACCGGCCAAUCCUGCGCAUCCCUACCCUGGCUAUCCACCUCGACCGCCAGGAAACCUUCGCCUUCAACAAGGAGACCCAGCUCUUCCCCAUUGCCGGUCUUGUGGCCGCCGAGCUUAACCGCACCGGUGCCAGCGAGUCCAGUAAGGCUGAGAACACUGAGGAGGAGACGGGAGAAUUCUCACCUUUGAAGGCGAUCACUGAGCGUCACCACCCAUACCUGGUCGAGCUCAUUGCCGCCGAAGCUGAUGCCAAGCCUGCUGAUAUUCUCGACUUUGAGAUGAUUCUCUUCGAUACGCAAAAGUCUAACCUGGGUGGCUUGCUGGAUGAGUUCAUCUUCUCUCCCCGCCUGGACAAUCUAAACAGCUCUUUCUGUGCCACCGUGGGCCUGAUUGACUCUGUUGCCGAUGCCUCAGCUCUGGACAAUGAGCCGGCCAUCCGUCUCAUUGCUUUGUUCGACCACGAGGAAAUUGGCAGCCGAACCGCUCAGGGCGCCGACUCCAACAUGCUUCCUGCCGUGAUUCGUCGUCUGUCCGUGCUUCCGUCAACAACCAGCAGCGAGGACGAUGUCUCUACCGCUUAUGAGCAGACGCUCUCCACCUCGUUCCUUCUUUCCGCCGACAUGGCCCACGGAGUCCACCCGAACUACUCCCCUAAGUACGAGAACGACCACCGGCCGCAAAUCAACAAGGGGCCUGUGAUCAAGAUCAACGCCAAUGCGCGCUACGCGACCAACUCCCCCGGUAUUGUCCUGUUGCAGGAAAUUGCUCGCAAGGCCGCCGAGGAUGGUGGUGAGGGUGUGCCUCUGCAGCUUUUCGUCGUUCGCAAUGACUCUAGCUGCGGCAGUACCAUCGGCCCUAUGAUGUCAGCCAAGCUGGGAGCUCGUACUUUGGAUUUGGGAAACCCUCAGCUCAGCAUGCACAGUAUCCGCGAGACCGGCGGUACUUACGAUGUUGGCCAUUCCAUCCGGCUGUUCACCAGCUUCUUCAAGCACUACGCCGACCUCUCCAAGACCAUCUUCGUCGAUUAGAUUAGAGAUUAGCCAUUAGUUUCCCUGUUCUAAGAAAUACCUCAUUAUCA